AUGAUCCAUAACAACCACAUCGAUAAGAGAAAAAUGUCCAACACAAUGGACAAAGAUGAGAUUAAAGCUGCGAUAUUGAACGUCGAACACGAGGAUGAUAUUGAAGAAAUUGCUGAGGAAUUUGAGAUUGAAAACAUUGCACGCCAUGCCGAGGAAAUUGAGCCAGACACCAUCGAGGAGUUAGCUAGAAAGAACAAGGCGAUGGAAAUGAUUCAAACAUUUUUGCAGCAGGAAAAUAUGGAACUCAAGAAAUCAUACCAGGAACUUAGUAAGGAGAACCAAGCAUUGAAGAAAGUCCUCAAGAAUGACUUUCAAUCAAAUUAUAGGUACAUCAAGAAGGACUACUAA
This is a messenger RNA of Lodderomyces orthopsilosis Co 90-125, 348 nucleotides long. RefSeq names its product Blp1p (gene BLP1). NCBI's taxonomy places the organism in Eukaryota, Fungi, Ascomycota, Pichiomycetes, Serinales, Debaryomycetaceae. The transcript has a single exon. The record is from RefSeq and is a predicted model, not a curated record. The coding region runs from base 1 to 348 and encodes 115 amino acids.